ACAUGCAAGACUAGCUGACUGCUCCAGGCCACUCUAGCCGUCUCACAAACCAGAGUCCUGUCCCUGCCCUCUGUGCUGCGCCGACUUCCAGCCUCCCAACCACAGAGGUUACACACCAGAGCCUUCCUCUGACCUUGAGCUGGCUGCCAGUCCUGCCCCAGGGGACACUGAAGCGUGUGUCACCUGCGCUGCUCUUUUCAGAGGGAGAUGAAGGUGCUGCUGAGCCUGACCCUGCUGCUGACAUGGCUGGGGCGGUGCGGCGGGGCCGCCGGCGUGUUCACGGAGCCCCGGCUCCAAGCUAGGGCUGGGGGCUCCGUGCUGCUGCAGUGCCUCUUCCUGGACCCCGACAGCAAGGGAUGGACCCUGCACAAAGUGGACUGGCUGCACAAGGCAGGAGCUGGCACGCAGGAGGAGAUGGUGUUUUUCUACUACAGCAACCACGGCGUCCCCGCGGGCCGCUUCAGGAACCGGGUGCAGUGGCGGGGGAACGUGUCCCGCUGGGACGGCUCCAUCCUGCUGCAGGACCUGCGCCUCAACGACAGCGGCACCUUCGAGUGCGAGCUGCGCCUGCUGGAGACCAGCCGCGUCUUCAAGAGCCGCACGGUGCUGCUCGUCAGCCCCGCGGCACCCAGAGGUGCCGAGGAUGCCGCGCCCCUGAGGGACUCCGGCUUCUGGCCGGCCGCGGUGGGCUGCGGCUGCGUGGCCGUGGUGGUGGCGUUCCUGGCCGGGCUGUGCGUGAGGAAGAGGUUUGCAGCCGUCACAGCCCUGGAGAGGAUGGGGAAGAGCAGCAGCAAGAGCAAAGCAGAGGAAGCAAUUUACUCCUCAGUCCCUGGAGAUGAGGUCGCCAAGGCUGAGCAGGAAGCAAAGAAGAAGAGGAGAGCUGAGGACACCUACAUAACCAUGCACCCGUCUCACUGCCGGGACAACGGCGUCUACGUGGAGCUGGCCAAGAGGUCCAUCCCAUCGGAAUGGAUGGCAGAGGGGACACGGGGGCACGGACAGAGCCAGGAGCCCCCCAGCAGGCCAGAGGAGGCGCUUCCCCAGCCUCCAGAGCAGCAGAAAUAG
Messenger RNA from Lonchura striata (white-rumped munia), 1065 nucleotides. Its product is annotated as myelin protein zero-like protein 2. Gene Ontology annotation, cellular component: plasma membrane. The record is from RefSeq and is a predicted model, not a curated record. Lineage: Eukaryota; Metazoa; Chordata; Aves; Passeriformes; Estrildidae. Gene Ontology annotation, biological process: cell-cell adhesion.